AAAUCUAUGAUAACAGUCAAUUAAAAAUGCAUGUAUGUGUUGUGUGUAGCAUGGUGACAUCACAUAAAACUUCAAUAUGAAGGGUCAAGGUCGUAAGGUAAAAAUGUUACUAUCAUAUGACAUAAGGAACACACAUUUCUAAAAUAUCCAACCCCCCAACCCCCCAACCCCCCAUCUCUAACCAUUCUUAUGUUAUUGUCAAAGUUAAAGUUUUUAUAUUCUACAUGUAUGUCUGUCAAGUGUGUUAAAACAAAAGGAUUGUGACAUCAUAACUUUGGAUGCCUUUGGUCAGGAUUUGUCUCAAGAAAUAUACAUGUCAAAUGUGGAAUUACGCUCUUAUCUGUAAUAGUUCUAAACUUACAUAAUUUAUAAAUUAUGACAAAGUCAGAUGUACCAUGUUCUGAAUUUAAAAUCUUUUGAUUGAAAUAAAUAAAUAUACUCACUGAUACAGUCUGAUAUUUGGCUUGCAGUAGGGGUGAUUUGACUAUAAUUAUUUUCCAAAUCUGUAAUGAAAUGGGCGUUGUAUUCAUUAUCAAGCUUUGGUAAUUGGUAUAUAUAUGUAUGUCACACUAAUACACUUUAGUACCUGUGUGCAUGCAAAUCAAUCAUCAUAUUUUGUGUCAUGUUAAACCAUCUGAAUUUAAUCCAUUCAGCUUAAAUUUAGAGAAAGAAACAAAAGUAAAUUAGUGAUAUACAUCAACCUUUAACACCCCCCACCCCCACCCCACCCCCACACACAUAAUGGUUCUUAUAGUUGCAUAAUUACAUGAAUAAAUAUAUAUCAUUAUUUUAUUUUUUUUAUUUAUUAUUCGGUAUUUGUCACAUACAUACAUGUACAUAUACUACCCUCUCACACUGAUUCAUUCAUCCUUUAAUAGUUACUAAAUCUAGGAAUCCAAAAAACAAAGACAUGUGAAAAGUAGCUUGUAAAAAAAAAAUUAGUCAAAAAUAAUCUGAUAUAAUUUUGAUAUAAAUAAUUUUUUAUGCGUGCAUGCUGAUAUGUAGAUCUACAUAGCUUGCAGGACAAUAAACAUUUUUAUAAACACUUACUGAACUUUUCACCACUUUCAUCUUGUUUUUGUGUGAUUCUAUUGUUUCUUAAUUCAAUGAUUUGUGGAUGAACAUUGUGUUGUACAGAUUUUUAAAAUCCCUACAUUAAACACCCCCCCCCCCUUGAUUGAUUUAAUUUUCUUUUUACUGUGGGGAUUUAUCAUUUUAAUCAGUAUUAUUUUAAAAAGAAUCAUUUCAUCAAAUGAAUUGUUUGCAUUGACACAUCAUGAGAACUUGCAUCAAAAUUGUCUAACAAUCAAAGACAGUUUUCAUAGAAAAAUAACAGAGAAAAUUCGACAUUUAUACUUACCACUUCCAACGGGAACAACCACUAACAACAACUUGAAAUAGGAAAAAAUAUUUCCCUUCAAACAUUGAAGUUUACUGCUCUGUCUGCUUUACACUUUCCUUUGUGUAUUAGAUAACAACAUUUGGUGGUGGUUGCCUCCAGUAAAUCCCCAAAGAAUCGCAAUGACCUCGGCAUACUAUUUGAUAGAUUUUAUAAGAAGGUGAAGAUUUACCAAGAUGACACUGACUGGCUGUGCGAAGUUCGGGAAGAUAUUUUUAAUUCUCAUCAACAUCCUUUUCUUCUUACUGGGACUUGGUCUGUCCGUUGUUGGGAUUCUGAUGAAAGUCGGUGCCUCGGCCAUAAGUGACGAAGUGAAACCGGCACUUAAUAAAAUCAGCAUAUCCGGGUUUCAAUUUGGGGACCUCGUAGACAACCUGUCUAUCGUUUUCAUUGUCAUAGGCGCAUUUCUACUGCUGGUUGCCGGGCUCGGAUUGUUUGGCGCCUGUUGUGAAGCGGAAUGCAUGCUGGUUACAUAUGCAAUCCUUGUGAUGGUACUAUUCAUAGCCAAAGUAGUAGCAGUUGCGCUGUGGUUCGUGAUGAGAAGUGAGUUGGAUGCAGCUGUUAAAAAGAGCAUGUUAUCGGCCUUGAAAAAAGAUUAUAAAAAUGACACCGUUGACAGCAGUGACGUCAUUUCCAAUGGUUGGAACUAUAUGUUUAUGUCGUUAGAUUGCUGUGGCGUGAACGACACCAAAAAAGACUUUGAAGGGACACCAUGGAAAAAUGGUACUACCGACACUAUACCAAAGACAUGUUGCUCAGGAGUAGACUCUACGAACUAUUUCAAUAAUCCAAGCACACCAUGCACCACAGGGGUCUCUGGGUAUAACACAAAGGGAUGUUAUGACGCUCUACAAGAUGACAUUACAACAUAUGGGAACAUAUUAGUCGGUGUUGGCAUAACAAUACUUCUGAUAGAGCUAAUGGCGGUUGUUUUUGCGUGCAUGAUUUGCAGUCAAACCGGAAAAGAUGAGGUCGUUUAAUCUAUUCUUGUUGUGAUAAAUUCGCAUAAACCAGUGCCCUGUGAUAGAAACAUAAAAUGUGGAGAUUUGACUUUUUGUAAGCUUUGAUUUUUAUUUUUUUUUACAUGAACUUUUAAUUAAUGAAUUGAUCGUUUCCAUAUAGGCCUAAUGUUUUAGGGCUUAAUAUCAAUCUUAUAUGUGCACUGUUGAUUCACAUACGAAUUACGGUUGAUAAAACAAUGUGUAUAUGUAUCUUCUUCUAAUAUUACAUUUAUAUAGGACCGAUUUACAUAAUGUAGCAUUCAUUUAACGCAAUACAAGAUUCUAUUUAAGGCAUGUGAAAUACAAAUAAUACCAUACUUUUAGAAGGAAUAAUCUCAACCAUAAUUGAUCCUUCGCAAUUUCAGCCAUAUUUGUAUAUUUUUCUGGAGAAAUUGACUUUUGAAUAUUAAAAGUACUUUAUUUUGCAGUAAAUGAAAAUUCUA
Messenger RNA from Ostrea edulis (European flat oyster), 2843 nucleotides. Its product is annotated as tetraspanin-1-like. The transcript is spliced from 8 exons. Lineage: Eukaryota; Metazoa; Mollusca; Bivalvia; Ostreida; Ostreidae. The record is from RefSeq and is a predicted model, not a curated record. Bases 1576 to 2379 code for a protein of 267 amino acids. Gene Ontology annotation, cellular component: membrane.